AUGGCGUUUGUGGUGCCGGAGAAGAAAAUCAAAAACGUGUUCGACUUAAAUCCAUGGUACUUUUCCAAGGUAACAGAAAAAUACACAAACAAUCUGGGAAAAUCGGAAAUUUUCAGGCGUACGAAGAAUAUCUGGCGUUUCUGCACCGUCUCAACGACUCGGUGAUCGGUGUGCACACGACGGCCGAUUUGCGCUGCACGGAUCUCGUCAUCAAUUUUAUCGAAAUGCUCGAAAAAGUCGACAAAUGGAUCGACGAAAUUCCGCUCGAAGAUGCGGCCGAGCAGCGCUUCGGAAACAAGGCCUUUCGACAUUUUUACGAAAAAUUGUGCAAAGAAGCCAAGGAGCUGCUCGCCGCCGUGCUCCCCGAGCAAUUCCACGAGGCACUCGUCGAGCUGGUGCCUUAUUUCACAGAAUCGUUCGGAAAUUCUACGAGAAUCGACUACGGCUCAGGGCACGAGGCGAAUUUUCUGAUUUUGCUCUUUUGCCUCCAAAAACUCGGCGUUUUCUCGGAGCACGAAGACCAGGUGCUCGUUCUUCGCAUUUUCAACAAAUAUCUGCGAGUUUGUCGUCAUUUGCAAAUGAAAUUCAAGAUGGAGCCGGCCGGAAGCCGCGGAGUGCACGCCAUCGACGAUUUUCAGUUCGCGCCGUUCAUUUUCGGCUCCGCGCAGCUCAUCGGCUCGCGGAGCAUCGUACCGGACAGUUAUCUGAAGAAAUCGGUCGUCGAGGCCAACGCGCACAUUUCUCUCUUUUUGGAUUCCGUCAAUUUCAUCAAUCAGGUACGAAAAACAGAAAGAUAGUCUUAGCAAUAGAUCUUCAGACGAAAACGGGCCCAUUCCACGAGCACUCGAACCAAUUAUGGAAUAUUUCUGCGGUGCAGCACUGGAAAAAGGUGAACAGCGGCAUGUUCAAAAUGUACGAGGGCGAGGUGCUCAAAAAGUUUCCCGUCGUCCAGCACAUGCUCUUCGGCAGCCUUUUCUCGUUCGAUCGCAGCGAAACGGAGAAGGAGGAGCCGCAGAUGGCCGCCGAAGACGUCGGAAUUCCGACAAUGUGUCAGAUGCCGACGAGAGCGCCCGGCCAACACGGAAUGUUCGCUUUCCAGGUACUAAAAAUUAGCUAAAAAUUAGAAAAAAAUAUCAAUUCUUGCUGCAGAUUCCUUCCGUGGCCAACGCGUCGACAGUCCGAACAGCGAGCGUCGUGGAAUCCGGUGAUUUACGACGUCUCCACGAGCAGAAGCAUCCGGAAGAGCACUGUCCGCCGCCAAUGACCGAUCCAUAA
Caenorhabditis sp. 36 PRJEB53466 is the source of this 1275-nucleotide messenger RNA. Lineage: Eukaryota; Metazoa; Nematoda; Chromadorea; Rhabditida; Rhabditidae. The record is from the annotation of a GenBank genome assembly.